GCAUUUUGUCUUUAACAUCUCUCCAUCUUUCAGGUUUGUAACUUUUUAUAAUCACUCGUUCCAUGGUACCUUCCUUCUUUUUUCACUCAAUCUCUCCCUUUCUUCCUAACUUCCCUUAGCGUUUUAUAUAUAUCCAUCUCUUUCUGUUACUUUCUUCCUAUCAUUCUUAAUCCUUUAGAUUAGCCGGUUUUUUCUCUAUAGGGUGCUUUGAAGUUAGUGGGUUUUAGAGAAUACGAGAAGCCUGCGGGGUUUUAGCUUUUUAUAGAAUGGAGAACUAUUCUGGUUUUGUUAACGAAGACGAUCAGUUGGAUUUGCCACCUGGCUUCAGAUUCCAUCCCACUGAUGAAGAGCUCAUCGUUCACUACUUGUACAAGAAAGUUCUUGAUGUCAAUUUCUCAGCUAGAGCUAUUGGAGAUGUUGAUUUGAACAAGUCUGAACCUUGGGAAUUGCCUUGGAAAGCAAAGAUGGGAGAGAAAGAGUGGUACUUUUUCUGUAUGAGGGAUAGAAAAUACCCAACCGGGUUGAGGACUAACCGGGCCACCGUUUCUGGUUACUGGAAAGCCACCGGAAAAGAUAGAGAAAUUUACAGAGGAAAAUCACUUGUGGGAAUGAAGAAAACUCUUGUUUUCUACAAGGGAAGAGCCCCAAAAGGAGAAAAAAGCAACUGGGUUAUGCACGAAUAUAGAUUGGAUGGAAAAUUUUCUGUCCAUAAUCUUCCUAAAACUGCAAAGCAGAAUGAAUGGGUGAUUUCGAGGGUGUUUGAAAAGAGUUCAGGUGGGAAGAAGACUCAUAUUUCAGGGCUAGUAAGAUUAGGCUCUUUUGGUAACAAGGAAUCUGGUUUACCUCCAUUAAUGGAUUCUUCUCCUCCUGAUAAUAAUAACAAUGGCGUCAAGUCCACUAAACUUCUCACAGAUUCGGCUUACGUGCCCUGCUUCUCCAACGCCAACUCCAUUGAUGUUCAAAGAACCCAACAAAACUCAAUCGAUUGCUUCAAAAAUCCUCUCAUCCCCGUUUCUUCCUCCAACCAAACCGACGUUUUCCCACGAUUCCCACUUCCCAAUUCAUUCUACUCUCCUUUUCCCAUCCCCUUUUCAUCAAAUUUCCAAAUUCCCAAUUCAGUUCUACUGCAAGACCACUCAAUCCUGAGGACCUUAGUCGAAAACCGAACAUGCCAGAGCUUCAAAACAGAGAGGGAAAUGGUCAGUCUAUCACAAGACACCGGCCUCACCGGCGAUAUGAACCCAGAAAUCUCUUCAGUUAUGUCCAAUCUGGAAAUGGUGAAUCAAGAUCAAGGCCCUGGAGCACUGGAUCUUGAUAGUUUUUGGAAUUAUUGAAAUUGUUGUUAUGAAGAAGAAGAAGAAGAUAAACCACUAUUAUUAUUAUUAUUGGUAUUGUAUUAAAAUGGUGAUAGGUGUGGGUCUGUUGUUGUAUAGAAUUUGUUGAAUCCAAUAUGAAAGAAAACGAAACAUAUAUUAUAAUUAUUAUGUAUUUGUGCAAGAAAUAAAAUGAAAUUGUAAGCUGUGUUUGAUUGGGUGGA
Mangifera indica (mango) is the source of this 1537-nucleotide messenger RNA. RefSeq names its product NAC domain-containing protein 100-like. The transcript has 3 exons. Gene Ontology annotation, molecular function: DNA binding. The coding region runs from base 267 to 1334 and encodes 355 amino acids. Gene Ontology annotation, biological process: regulation of DNA-templated transcription. Lineage: Eukaryota; Viridiplantae; Streptophyta; Magnoliopsida; Sapindales; Anacardiaceae. The record is from RefSeq and is a predicted model, not a curated record.